UCUAGUUGGCUUGACUGUGCUGAUCAAGAGAGUAGGAUGGACUGGAAACCUGCGGUGUUGAUGAUGGCCGUGGUGAUAAUGUAUGCGGUGUUGAACGCGUUGACAAAGAUGGCGUUCAACGAAGGGAUGCAUACCACAGUGUUCAUCGUCCUUCGCCUGCUCGUCGCCGCGCUCUUUCUCUCGCCGAUCGCAUACUUCAAAGAGAGGAAGAGUAGACCUAAGCAGACCAUGGAGAUAUUCAUCUACCUCUUCUUCAGUGCCUUGCUCGGAGCCUCUCUGAUCCAGUGGCUCUUCUUCCUGGGCCUGCGGUACACAACCGCGACGUUCGCGAGCGCCUUCAACAACACGACCCCCAUGUUCACCUUCCUCCUCGCACUGGCCUUCAAAGUCGAGAAGAUCGAUGUUGCCAGCCGCUCCGGCGCCGCAAAGCUCGCCGGCACAGCCGUGGGACUGGCAGGGGCGAUGGUGCUGGCACUCUACCAUGGCCCGACCCUGAUGGGGCCGCCGUCGGGGGACCAUCUAGCCGCUGCUGCCACACACGGUGGUGCGCGGAGGUGGGCGGUGGGCUCGGUGGCGCUGGUGGGCUUCUCGGCGAGCUGGUCGCUGUGGUUCAUCCUGCAGUCCAAGAUCGGGACAAAGUACCCGCCGCUCUACUCAAGCACGGCAUGGAUGUUCGUGCUCAGCUUCGUCCAGAUGGCCAGCGUCGGGGCUGCCACCGAGAAGAUGAGCUUGCAGGUCUGGGUUCCCCGCACGGCGCUGCAGGCUGCGACCGUGGUCUUUGCUGGUAUCGGGUCGUCCGGGCUGGGGUUCCUGGCCAUGUCAUGGUGUGUGGAGCGGCGAGGGCCCGUGUUCACCACCGCCUUCAUGCCGCUAAUACAGAUCGUCACCGCCGGGAUCGAUGUCACCGUCCUCCACGAGCAGCUCCACCUCGGGAGCGUUGUCGGGUCGGCGGUCGUGGUCGUGGGUCUCUACUUGGUCCUGUGGGGAAAGAGCAAUGAGCCGAGCAUCGAUUCCAAACUCCCUCCUCCAUCACAUUCCAAGCCUGAGUGUGAUGACAUUAAGGAGGACGUCUGUUGCUCUACGGCCCUAAAGGAAGAAAAAGGAGAACAUGGUGCAUGAUUUCCUUUUCAUUUUUAUUUAUCUUUCACCUAAGUAAGUGAACUUUAUUAGUUAGGCUAAAGUAAAUAAUUCACGUGGAUAAGCCAAAGUGGAUUAUACUUUCAAGAACUCAGAAAGGCAACAACGAUCAUGCUCACUCAAAAUCUGAACCUAAAUCUAGGUAGGCUUCUACAACUAAUUCUGAGUUUUAUUUUUGGGGAGCAUAU
Messenger RNA from Hordeum vulgare subsp. vulgare (domesticated barley), 1325 nucleotides. RefSeq names its product WAT1-related protein At3g30340-like. Gene Ontology annotation, cellular component: plasma membrane. Gene Ontology annotation, molecular function: transmembrane transporter activity. The transcript has 3 exons. The record is from RefSeq and is a predicted model, not a curated record. Bases 37 to 1119 code for a protein of 360 amino acids. Lineage: Eukaryota; Viridiplantae; Streptophyta; Magnoliopsida; Poales; Poaceae.